Molecule: messenger RNA, 1158 nt
Organism: Ictalurus furcatus (blue catfish)
Lineage: Eukaryota; Metazoa; Chordata; Actinopteri; Siluriformes; Ictaluridae
Product: apolipoprotein A-I-1
Exons: 4
Coding region: 71-853 (260 amino acids)
Biological process (GO): lipoprotein metabolic process; lipid transport
Cellular component (GO): extracellular region
Molecular function (GO): lipid binding
Source: RefSeq, a predicted model, not a curated record
GGCCCUAUAAAAUAGUCACCUCUGCUUUAAGUUCGCCAGUCUCUUCCAGACCACCAUCAACAGAUCCGUCAUGAAGUUUGUGGCUCUGGCUCUAGCCGUUCUGCUGGCUGCAGGUUGCCAAGGUGAUUUAUGGCAGGCUGAUGCUCCAACUCAGUAUGAGCACAUCAGAGCUGGGGUGGUGACUUACCUAACCCAGCUUAAGGUGUCAGCACAUAAAGCUAUCGACAGUCUUGAUGAUGCUGAGUUCAAGGAUUACAAGGCACGCCUCACUCAGGGCAUAGACAAAAUUGAGGAGUCCCUCAAGUCUGUUAGUGAGUCCCUUGCACCAGUCCGUGAGGGGAUCGGACCCCAGAUUGUUGACUUCAUUUUUAGUGCCCGUGAGCAGAUUUCCAAAGAUCUGGAGGAGCUGCGCACGGAGCUUGAGCCUAAGUAUGCGGAGCUGCGCGAGGUUGUGAAGAAGCAUCUCGAUGAAUACCAUACAUUAUUGGAGCCCGCACUUAAGGAGUACUCUGAGCAGAACCAGAAGGUGGUGGAUGAGUUCAAGGCCAAGUUUGAGCCUGUAGUCAAGGAUCUGCAGGAGAAGAUCAAGGUUAAUUUUGAAGAGACCAAAUCCAAGCUGACCCCCAUUGUGGAAAUCAUUCGUGACAAGUUGACCAAGAUCCUGGAGGAGCUGAAGACCAAAUAUGGACCCCAUGUCCAGGAGUACAGGGAGCAGAUUGAAGGUGUCGUUGACAGUCUGCGUAAAAAGUAUGAAUCUGGGGAGCUGCAGGAGAAGCUCAAGAAUUUGGGUGAAGAGAUCAGGCCCCACCUGCAGGGUAUCUACACCGCCAUUGACAAGGUUUUCAAGGAGUAACCACUCUUGUGUACCUUAUUUUUGCCCACAGUGCAAUCUUAAAAGCUUCCAUCUUAAUUGCCCUAGAUCCUGUUAACAUCAGUUGUCUCCUGGUCUCUUCAGGACCUCUCCACUUUCCAUUCACCACAUGGGCUGAUGCAAAAACUGGAGUUUUCUUUCUGUCUAUGUUCUGUCUUCCAGAAUGCCAUUCCUUUUAAUCUACUGUAGUAAGCACAUGCUAAUGUAAACAUUUUUGUGUAACAUUCUUAAAUGCUUUUGCUGUGCUAAAAGAAUGGCUCAAUAAAAUACAAACUGUUUCAUGUUAA